This is a messenger RNA of Myotis brandtii (Brandt's bat), 963 nucleotides long. RefSeq names its product olfactory receptor 51I2. Lineage: Eukaryota; Metazoa; Chordata; Mammalia; Chiroptera; Vespertilionidae. Gene Ontology annotation, biological process: G protein-coupled receptor signaling pathway. Gene Ontology annotation, cellular component: membrane. The transcript has a single exon. Gene Ontology annotation, molecular function: olfactory receptor activity; G protein-coupled receptor activity. The record is from RefSeq and is a predicted model, not a curated record. The coding region runs from base 1 to 963 and encodes 320 amino acids.
AUGCUCUCUUCCCAAUCCUAUGUCAAUAUCUCCUUCUUCCAACCAGCUUCCUUCCUGAUGAUUGGCAUCCCAGGGCUGGAGGCCAUUCAUGGCUGGAUCUCCAUUCCCUUCUCCUGCAUGUACACUGUGGCCCUCACUGGAAACUGCCUCAUCCUCCUGGCUGUGAGGAGGACUCCCAGCCUGCACCAGCCCAUGUACUACUUCCUGUCCAUGCUGGCCCUCACUGAUGUGGGUCUCACCUUGUCCACAAUGCCCACCACCCUGGCUGUGCUCUGGUUUGACCAUCGUCUCAUAGCCUUCAAUGCCUGCCUGGUGCAGAUGUUCUUCCUCCACUCCUUCUCUGUGGUGGAGUCCUCGGUGCUCCUGGCCAUGUCAUUUGACCGCUUUGUGGCCAUCUCCAACCCCCUGCGCUAUGCAGCUGUCCUCACAAAUAAUGUCGUCAUCAGAAUUGGACUGGCCGUUGUGGCCCAUGCUACGUUAUCUCUCUUCCCAUUGCCAUUCCUGCUUAAACGUUUGAACUUCUGCCCUAACAAGAUCCUCUUAUCUCACUCAUUCUGUUUUCAUCCUGAUAUAAUGAGAAGAGCCUGUGCUGAUAUCACCAUCAACAUCUGCUAUGGACUUUUUGUGGUUGUGUCCACUGGGGGCAUAGACUCCCUGCUCAUCAUCCUGUCCUACACUCUCAUCCUGUGCACAGUCCUUGGGCUGGCCUCUCCCCGGGAGCGCAUCCGGGCCCUCAACACCUGUGUCUCACACAUCCUUGCUGUCUUUGUCUUCUUCAUCCCAGGCAUCACCAUGUCCAUGAUCCAUCGUUUUGGAAGGCACCUGCCUCACAUUGUACAUGCCCUGGUUGCCUAUGUGUACCUGAUGGUGCCCCCUGUGCUCAACCCCAUCAUCUACAGUGUGAAAUCCAAGCCCAUCAGGGAGGCCAUGCUCAGAGUGCUGAGGGGAAAGGGCCAAGGCUGA